Cyclopterus lumpus (lumpfish) is the source of this 5160-nucleotide messenger RNA. It is a transcript of the gene thrap3b, whose product is annotated as thyroid hormone receptor associated protein 3b. The transcript has 11 exons. Bases 440 to 3223 code for a protein of 927 amino acids. Lineage: Eukaryota; Metazoa; Chordata; Actinopteri; Perciformes; Cyclopteridae. Gene Ontology annotation, biological process: positive regulation of transcription by RNA polymerase II. The record is from RefSeq and is a predicted model, not a curated record. Gene Ontology annotation, molecular function: DNA binding; transcription coregulator activity. Gene Ontology annotation, cellular component: mediator complex.
ACGAAAUCUCGCGCGAUUAGAGCGUAGCACAGACAGCCCCGUGAGCUAACUGUGUCUCUCGGUCGUCGUAGCUCGAUGCCGUCAAAUACGUACAUUUAGCACAGUUGUAAAACACACAGAGGCAUCCACGGGUUUACGUAAUGGCGCCCGUCCCGGCGGUCUGAGCGCCCGUCCUCCUCUAAGGGCGCAGUGCGUCUGUUUUAGUGGCCUGCUCGGUAACGGCCCCGCUGCUAACGCGCUAGGCGGCUAACAUCCGCUCCCCCCCCCGUAACGUUUCAGUCGAGCCGAGGAGCGAAACCAGGAAGCACCAGACGAGCUACGGGGAGCGACUCCAACGUUACUUCUGCACACAUUUAUUCACUCAAAAAGAGCCCGGUCCGGCCUCGUGGGAACUGGAGAGAAGCAGGAAAAUAAUUAUUUGACUGGUCUAAGUGCAAAGAUGUCAAAGGCUCCGGAUUCCCCAGCACGGUCCCGCUCCAGAUCGAGGUCCAAAUCCAGAUCUUACUCCAGGUCUCACUCUAGGAGCCGCUCCCGAUCAAGAUCCAGAAAACGUCGCUAUAGCUCCAGGUCUCGGUCCCGCUCUCGCUCUCACUCUCCAUCUUACAGAAACUAUCCUUCCAGGGACUAUCAGAACAACAGAGGAGGGUUCCGAGGCUACAAUCGAGGCUACCGGAGGCCCUACCACUACCGUGCCAGAAACCGAGGCUAUUACCCACGCAGCCAUUACCAGAACAGGGGAGGAGGCGGCGGCUACGGCUAUAAGUCCAACUGGCAGGGCGGCGACCGUGGCGGCGACCGUGGCGGUGACCGUGGCGGCGACCGUGGCGGUGACCGUGGUGGCGACCGUGGCGGAGACCGUGGUGGCGACCGUGGCGGAGACCGUGGUGGUGGCGGUGGCGGCGGCUGGCACGAUCGCCACCAGGACCACCACGCACACAGCCCCAGGAGGGGCCGCUCCCGCUCCCGCACACCCAAGAAGCGCUCGGGCAGCCGGAGCCGCUCCCACUACUCGGAUCGCUCGUCCUCGCGGGGUUCUCGGCACUCCAAGCGCUCCAGCUACUCCUCCAGGUCCUCUUCGCCGCAUCAUCGCAGCAGCAAGGGCAAGCGUGGCUCCAAGGACGCUAAGGACAAGCCAGAAAGUCAGGGAGAGAAAUCCGGUCUGGCAGCAGACGGCAGCGCCAUCGAGAAGGCAUCUGGAGGUAAAUGGAUUGACUAUGACGCCAGUCCUAAACGAAUCAGCCCAGACACUAAGAAAGAGGAUGACCCCACGGAUUCAGAUGGCAAAGGGCCCGGGAGUGUCACUCCUAUGUGGAAAACCAUCGGCACCGUGACCCCUCCAGCAAAGAGCCCCACGAAGUCCGGACAAACUGCCUCGUUCAGCGGCUUUGGAUUCUUCUCAAAGGAAGAAGCCAAAUGUGAAGAUAAGACUGUGAUCUCCGCUGCCUUCAAAAAGUUCUUGGCUGAGAACAAAAACAAAAAGCAGGCUGCUGAAAAGGAGAACGGCCGCGAUAAGGAGCAGAGCACCUCGGACAGGGAGCUAGAGAAAGGAAGCAAGUCCGGGGACCUUUUCAACAUCUCGUCCGCUUCUUUAAGCGACACCAAGGAAGACAAGACCCUGCCUUUCUUUGACGCUGGAGAAGAGGAGUUCCUCAAGUCCCACGGGCUGAAAGAGAGGGACAUUGAUGAAGACGGGGAGGUCAAACCCACGCUCACCGCUCGGGACAUUUUCGGGAAAUGGGGGGACGAGCCGAGCUACUCGACGUCCUACCCGUCGAUUAAAGCGAAAAGCCGCCGAGAUGCCGAAGAGGCAGAGCCCCUCGAUCACAUGGAGGAGGAGUUCUACCGAGGCCGCAAGCACAAGAAAGAGGAGAAGUCCAAGAAGAAGGAGAAGAAGGAUAAGGAGAAGUCCCGAAGGAGUCCGUCCCCUGCUGCGACUUCCAGAGAGAAGGAACGGCCGCUGUUUCCUGGAGCUUUCCCUCGCCGCGAGGAUUCACCUGUACGACACCUGUCCGCGUCACGGGACGACUUUGAACACAUCGGUUCUGUAGAUGAAAUGCCCAGCUCCUCCCUGUCUAAAGAGCGGCUCAUACCCCGGGAGCCACCGAAUCCCACUAAGAAAGACCCCGAGUUUCGUUCCAUUUUCCAGCACGUUCAGUCGUCACAGCUCCGCCGCAGCCCCUCUGAGCUUUUCGCUCAGCACAUAGUCUCAAUCGUGCACUACAUCAAAGCGCAACACUUCCAAUCCUCAGACAUGACUCUAAGUGAGCGGUUUGCCAUGUACCAAAGAAAAGCUGCAGAGGUAGAAAUGAUGAAGCCACGGAAGAGCCCAGAAAUCCACAGGAGAAUCGAUGUUUCCCCCAGUGCUUUUAAGAGGCACUCUCACCUGUUUGAGGAUAUGGAGGAGACCAGCUACAAGGAUCCAAGUAAAAAGUUCAAAGGCGACGUGAUGGACCUUCGCCUGGAUAUUGAAAGGCGUAAGAAGUUUGCCGGGAAGGAGUCCAAGCGCGAGGGAGGCAGGAGCCCCGGAGGCUCCCGGGGAGCGAGCAGAGAGAAGUCCUCUGAGAAAUCUGGGAAACACCACAAGAAAUCCAAGAAGGGUAAGAAGAAGCGGGACCGCUCUCCAUCCUCCUCUUCCUCCUCUUCCUCCCCGUCCCCCUAUCCUCCGCCAUACAGAGGGAAAGAGUUCAUGGGAGGAGAGGGGAUGGAGCACUCGGAGGAGGGCUAUGGCCACAUGCGCUAUCCCCCGCGCGACUACAGCGGGUCCGGGGACAGGGGCCACUACGAGGGCCACGGCGCGGAGCGUGGCCGAGGCCGUGGAUUUUUCCCCAGAGUCAGAGGGAGAGGGUGGAGCAGGGGAAAUUAUCCAGGCAACAACAACAACAACAACAACAGCAGCAGCAGCAAUGGAAACCCUGCUAAUGUAAAUCCUGCAGUGCGCCCUCCAGAGGAGGAGUGGGACCCUGAAUACACUCCCAAGAGCAGGAAGUAUUACCUGCACGAUGACCGCGACGGCGAGAAAACAUGGGUGGACAGCCGCGGAAGAGGCCGGGGUUCCUUUCCGCCCCGCCGGGGGCGCUUCGUCUACCGCAAGGGGGGCAGCAGCCCGAAGUGGACCCACGACAUGUUCCAGGGAGGACAGGAGGCGGAGCUGGGAGAUGACGGCGGCGAAGUAGAGCGCAAAGACGCCAAGAGCCCCGGAGACGGCACCGCCCAGAAGCACUAGAGCAGCUACAACGUAUUCGGCGUCGAAGCGGUUACGGCGGCGGUGGUGAUGGUGAUGAUGAUGAUGAUGAUGAUGAAGGGGUCGUUCUUCUAUAUUUUCCCCUCCAGGUCAUGCCGUCAUUUAUAGUUAAAAAACAAAACAAAUGUGUUCAGUGAGUUUGAGCCUCCUCACGGUUUAAGUGAAGAAAGAACGGACUUGGAUGAGGAGGAGCACUCUGUUACGUUUUGGAUGUGAGGUUGGCUUCAUUUCAUUUUAUGUAAACGGUGAAAUUCUUUUUAUGUUUCUUUGUUCGCAGUCGGUUGACUCAAUUGUAUCGUUUUAAGGGAGAAAACACUGAGGCAACAAAGAUGAAUACUCUUUGAAAAUAUGACAAAAAAAUAAAUGCAUUUGUGCCUUAGAAAUGACAUAUAUGAUAAUAAUAAUAAUCCAUGUGUAAUCUGUUAGAGGGUACAGCCCCGGCUACGAGAGGCAGCUGUACCCGUCUCGGUGUCGGGAGGCAGGAGACGGUUUCCACCUUCUUGUUCUUUCGUUCUUUGUUUUUCGGGGCUGUGAUCAAUCUUUGAUGUAACUGCAUGAAGCGUUCGAUUCAUACCUCGCUCCUCUGGGACCAAUCGGUAAUGAGCUCAGGGCUCACGAUCGUCAAAUUAUCAGACAGGAAAACUAAUCUUUUGAUGACCCCCCCCAAAACGAUCGAUAUUCGUCACUUAUAUUAGCCAAGCUUUUUCAUGUAGUGCCACUUCACCUGUAAUUCUCAUUAGGAAGUGAUGACAUUUUUUACGUGUGUGUGUGUUCCAGUAUAUUCUCAUUGAUUGUGGGUGUUUUCAGUUUAAAAGAAGUGUAAAUUGUAAAGAAUUUGGCACCAAAAUCCCCCAGAUUCCUGCUUCAGAUGAACGUGUAGGGUUUCUGCCUGUGCCAUAUCAACUUCGGUAAGGGGCAACCUUUUUGUUUUGAUUUUUAUAGAAUGGAGAAAAAAAGAAUAGUUAUUACAAUAUGUGUAUAGAAUUAUAAGGCCUAAAUUAUUGUAAUCAACAUCUGUGGGGAGGGAAAACAUACAAACUGAAUAUGAUUCAUUUUUUAAAAAGACAACCGUUGCAGUAAAUCCUCUCGCAGAAAACCACCAACAGUUUAAACUCCCGUCAGAAAGAGUGAAGAGAGACAACACGCUUCGUCGACGGCAUCGACGGAAGUGUGUUUUUAAGAGGAAUUGACGCGGCCUAGUUUUGUGAACCUCGCUGCUGCUUCGUCCCACUCUUGACUGCAUGUACUAAACCGAACUGUAGGACCUUUUUGUUUUUGUUCAAUCUAAAGCUGAAUACUUUUGUACUGUUCUCAAGAGCUUUGGAGUUCUUUGUCUUUUUAAUUUUCAAUAAAUGUUUCUUUGAUUCGGGGCAACUCUGCGAGUGAUUGUUGAGGUCUCCAACAGAACCCUGUGAGACGGCUCACUGUGUUCAGAGGGUUGUGAUUGACCUCCUUGUUGGUCGGGCUCUCACGCUGCAGACUGUGGAAGAAAAAUCAUCCAAUAUUAUUCUUUACAUUCUUAAACUUAUCAACCAGUAUGUAUAAAAGUAGUGGAGCGGUAACUGUUGGCCACAAACUGGGGUUGUACGUUUUAAUGAAAGUGGCAAAAUACCCAUAAAGCAUUUUAAAGAUGACUGUCAUCUUUAAAUCUGUCAAUUGUAUUUUAUUCUUUGUCUCUAAAAUACCAGCAAGUAGUGAAAAAGAAGCCCACGACAAUUUCCCAGGAUAACAUACACUGUAUAUUUCUUUGUGAAUACUGUUGGGAUGUGUGGAAAUUGUGCUAUUUCUACUUUAAACUUAGGUGGUAAAACCAUUUUUAAAUGUGUUUUAUUUUGUAUUUUUUAGCUGUUCUAGAAUAGAGGUCCCAGGACCACAAACAAGUGUGAAUAAACAAUUUGUCCCAGAAUGAGCACAAACCA